Molecule: messenger RNA, 3802 nt
Organism: Xenia sp. Carnegie-2017
Lineage: Eukaryota; Metazoa; Cnidaria; Anthozoa; Malacalcyonacea; Xeniidae
Product: sperm-associated antigen 17-like
Exons: 16
Coding region: 1-3747 (1248 amino acids)
Biological process (GO): axonemal central apparatus assembly; epithelial cilium movement involved in extracellular fluid movement
Cellular component (GO): axonemal central apparatus
Source: RefSeq, a predicted model, not a curated record
AUGACGUCAUUGCCAGAUGAUGUUGACGACAAAGUAAAUGAAAGUAUAAAGCUGAGAGCGCAAUGGAUGACGGUAACAUGUGAUGGUCAGCGGUUAUUACAAAACGAUGGUGGUAGCCAAUGUUUAGGAAAUUACGUGAAACAAUCUCUAGCGACAUGUCCAGAUACACGACAGAUUUACAAAACGAGGGAAGAUAAAGUCAUCAAAGUUAUUCGACCUGACGGCACUCAAGUCGUAGAGCAUUCGGACGGCACUCGUAUUACUACGUUUUACGAUAUAACACGAGUAGAGUUGCAACCUCCGAAUGCAGAAACUGGCGAAGAGGCUGAGUACGAGUCACGUGUUACCACAUAUGUCAAGGUGGAAUGUGAGGGUUUUGCAACCGUUACCAUGGAGACAGAAUAUGGUUCAUGUCGAACGUUGUUUGGUAACGGUAGCUCCAUACACACGAUGACAAAUGGUGAAAGUGUUGUCGAUAUAUAUGAUGGUUCUAGGAUCUUGUGUGAUAGUAAAGGCAUGUUGUUAAGAAGGGGUGGUUAUAGGGGUAACGUUUCCUACUUUCCUCGCGACUUAAAUAAAGUUCAUCGUGAUCAUGGUGAUGAUGACGUCAAUUCUGUCAGGAAUCGUCAGGGGGGUGUUUAUUAUCUACGCACUACAUCACAACAUUACUGUGAUCAUAAGGACAACUGUGGAAAUACAUUCUCUGUGUUUAGUAAUGGCGACAUAAAAGUUGAUAAAGUCAAUAAUACAGAUACAACAGAAAAAGACGUUGACGAAUACUUGAAAGCUGCUGAAGAUAACGUUGCUACGGCUGUUUUAAGAACUCCUCUUGAGGGUUUACCAAACCUCACCGGAGUUACUGUACUAAAACCUUUCUCAGAAGGAGAAGGAAGAAAAUGGCUAAAACACAAAGAUGAAAGUAAUCUUGUUCCGCUUGCUUUACGGGAAAGAGACUUUACGCAGUUUCCACCCUUAGAAAAAAAGAAAGAUGGACCAAAAUUUGAUACCAAUGCAGGUGGUCUUUAUUUCAUUGUUAUAUUGAUGUUUCAUUUGACUUUUGGUCCAAAAUUUGGUACUAAUGCAGGGGGUCUUUAUUUCACUGUUAUAUUGAUGUUUCAUUGGACUUUUGGACCAAAAUUUGGUACCAAUGCAGGUGGUCUUUAUUUCACUGUUUUAUUGAUGUUUCAUUUGACUUUUGGACCAAAAUUUGGUGGUGUUUAUUUCACUGUUAUAUUGAUGUUUCAUUUGACUUUUGGUCCAAAAUUUGGUACUAAUGCAGGUGGUCUUUAUUUCACUGUUAUAUUGAUGUUUCAUUUGACUUUUGGUCCAAAAUUUGGUACCAAUGCAGGUUGUCUUUAUGUCACUGUUAUAUUGACGUUUCAUUUGACUUUUGGACCAAAAUUUGGUACCAAUGCAGGUGGUCUUUAUUUCACUGUUAUAUUGAUGUUUCAUUUGACUUUUGGUCCAAAAUUUGGUACUAAUGCAGGGGGUCUUUAUUUCACUGUUAUAUUGAUGUUUCAUUGGACUUUUGGACCAAAAUUUGGUACCAAUGCAGGUGGUCUUUAUUUCACUGUUAUAUUGACGUUUCAUUUGACUUUUGGACCAAAAUUUGGUACCAAUGCAGGUGGUCUUUAUUUCACUGUUUUAUUGAUGUUUCAUUUGACUUUUGGUCCAAAAUUUGGUACCAAUGCAGGUGGUCAUUAUUUUAUUGUUAUAUUGAUGUUUCAUUUGACUUUUGGACCAAAAUUUGGUACCAAUGCAGGUGGUCUUUAUUUCAUUGUUAUAUUGAUGUUUCAUUUGACUUUUGGACCAAAAUUUGGUACCAAUGCAGAUGGUCUUUAUUUCAUUGUUAUAUUGAUGUUUCGUUUGACUUUUGGACCAACAUUUGGUACCAAUGCAGGUGGUCUUUAUUUCAUUGUGAUAUUGAUGUUUCGUUUGACUUUUGGACCAAAAUUUUGUACCAAUGCAGGUGGUCUUUAUUUUAUUGUUAUAUUAAUGUUUCGUUUGACUUUUGGUCCAAAAUUUGGUACCAAUGCAGUUGGUCUUUAUUUCAUUGUUAUAUUGACGUUUCAUUUGACUUUUGGUCCAAAAUUUCGUACCAAUGUUGGCAAUGUUAAGGGUUUGCAGGUGUCUUACAGGGAUAUCAACGUUCAUACCUGUUUUGGAGUAGUCAUUGGCAACAUGAGAAAAGCCGUUGAUGUAAAACCAUUAUUAACUUGUCCCAAAGUCUUGGUUUUGCUUCAUUUUGUUCAAUAUGAGCCUUCAGACAUCUUACAUCGCGAGACUAUUUCAGCGGCAUUCCGUCAAUAUGGCGAGUACGUGACAAAACUUCAACUUCAGUGCGAUAACUGUCUGCCGAAGGAGUCACGUGACACGGAAGAAGUAAAAAGAGCAAAUGGAUUGGUUGAAAAGUACGAGCGAGAAAAUUCUCUAAAAAAUGAUCUCAAAGCUGAUGUAAAUGGUGUACAAGAAAAGUAUUUGAAGUCUGUAGCACCUGUCGAAAAGCCCGCACCACCUGCGCCAGCCUGGAAACGCACGGCCGAUGAAUGGGAACGAGAUCGUAUAGAUUUGGCUAAACUGGAAUACGGCAAACAUGCAUUACGUCAUCGUGAAGUUCCGCCAUAUUUUGAAACGGCGAAGGGUCAAGCUUUUCUAAGUGCUUUAAAUCGCGGUCCUGAUAUGUUGAAGCUCAGUGCUGAACUCGACAAACAAGCUUGUCCAGUUUCUAGUUCGCUUCACACUGCAAUGAGUGCAUCAAAAGAAAUUAUAGAUCAGAGGCAUCAAACUUCUCAUGAAAAUGUUCCGCAAUAUUCAAACUGGUCUAGGUCAGCGGUUUUAGAGAACACAGAUCUUGAAAGAGGACAAUCGCCUGGGGAUGUCUCUCCAGUCGAAAGUAGUACACCUUUUGUCAGUCGUCCAGUGAAUCCUACUCCUGCACAAGCUGGUGGUGUACCUACCUCCCCGUCGACACGACCCACCAACCCCACCCCCCGUCAAGCAUCGACUGUCUUGAGCAAUGAAAGUGUUUUGGAUUCCCCCCGUACCAAACAAUCUAUAGUCCGAAGUUCGACUUUAGAAUCAUUGUUGGAAAUGCAACAUGAAGUAUUGAGUUCAGAUGUUACGUCAUCAAAGACAUCUUGUGAUAAUCAUGACAAUUUACCCAACGUUAUCAAGGGUGGAAAACCUGGUGCUCUACCAAACUCUCAGUUUUUAAAGAUAGAGGAUCCUGUCCGACGUAAAGUUCAAACUGCUUCUGUUAUUGGAAAGAGCAACACAAGAGGUUUUGAGCUUUCUCCACCAGAGGUGGACAUGGGGGUACUUAAAGAAGGUCACACGUAUGUACAUUCGGUGAUAUUAAGGAACAUUGGUAUUGAUAGCUGUAGAUUCAAAGUACGACAACCUCCUCCAUCGACUGGUAUCAAAGUUUUGUUUAAUCAUGGUCCUAUUGCAGCAGGAAUGACGAGAAAACUAGACAUUGAAAUGUUUGCUGUAGCUGUUGGUGUAUCUGGAGAAAGUGGAGUUGGAUCUGUUGGUCAUCACAUUGAAAUAAUUAGCGAAAAUGAAAUUUUUUAUCUUCCUGUAUCGCCCACUAUUUUAACCGCUUAUGAGUAUGACAAUCGUUCAAAUUCGUUUCCCCAAGGUUAUCUCAGUAAAGGAACUCGUAUGAUUGACAAUCGACCACCAUCAAGAGACGCUAUUCGUCCUCGAAGAAAUCAUAUGUGUUCUGAUGUUUCCAAACAAUUUUAAACUUCAUAGAUUGUUUUAUGUAUUCUACGUUUAGUUUUUUACCAUUGAGUAAUUU